AAUCCUUCCCCCGUGCUCUCCUCGACCUUUUCUCCCAAUUUCCCGAGCUCUCCGUGCCCUAAAACCACCCCGCCACCAUCGCCAUCUCUCCGCCGCCGUCGCCAACUCCAGCCGCGUUGCGCCGCCCGACGCCGACCUGCGCCGCCAUCUCCUCCGGCUCCGCAAGUACUUGGGCUACAUCGGCCACUGGUUCCUUUGCGCCGAAUCCCGCCGGAAGCCCCUCGUCACCGUGCACCCGAGGUUCUCGGCCUCAGUCGCGCCUCCAGCCGCACCUCACCUCCGCCCUAGCCGCCUCCGCGCUGCGUCGCCACCACCACCGGCUUCGCCGUAGAGUGGCCAAGCCCGGCCACCACUCCGUUUCCCCUAUCCACCACCGAAACACCAUCUCUUCCACCCAAUCCGGCCGCCGUUUGUCGCCAUCUCCGGCCACCUCAAACCUUGCCGUCGCCGCCGUUCGCUCCGCUGCGUCGGGGAGAACCUCGGCCGACCCACCAUCUUCGCCAAAAGUCGCCGGAGCCCCACUCCCUCCGCUCAAGGUGAGCUCGGUUUCUUCCGCUGAUCUCCGGCCGCCUUUUGAUGUCGUUUCGUGCCGGUUCCCUACUCCCUAACCCCUCCUAUCUCUUCCGCAGGUCUCGCCGUCCCUCGGCCUCCCCUCCUCCUUCGCCGGGCGCCGCCGGAGCCGGCUCACCGCCUCAUCCCUGCCGCCGCCGUCCUCUCCCGAGGAGCGCCGCCGCUCGCGUCCCUCCGUCCGUGCAUCUCGGCCGCUGCCCCUCGUCGACGUCCCUCGGUGCACACACAAACACGGGAUUAUGGCGGCGGAUAAGAGCCCUAUCGACGAGGCUCUCCUACAUGGCAAACACGAAGAGGCUCUCCUACAUGGCAAACACGAGCACGUGGAGCAGCAGCUCCUCCCCACCAGCGGCGGCUCAUUCUGCAUCACCGGCGCUUCCUUCGGGAGGAGUUGCCUCAACCUGAGCAACGUGAUAUCUGGCAUCGGGAUGCUCUCCGUGCCGUACGCGUUGUCGCAGGGCGGGUGGCUCAGCUUGGCGCUCUUCGCCAUGGUCGGCGCCAUCUGCUUCUAUACUGGCAAACUCAUCUAUCGCUGCAUGCGCGCCGACCGUUGUGUACGGAGCUACCCGGACAUCGGCUACCUCGCCUUUGGCCGUUACGGCCGGACAGCUAUCGGCCUCAUCAUGUAUGUCGAGCUCUACCUCGUCGCCAUCAGCUUCCUCAUCCUCGAGGGCGACAACCUCGACAAACUCCUCCCCGGCACGGUGGUGAAGAUCCUGGGGUACCAAGUGCAUGGGAAGCAGCUGUUCAUGCUCGUGGCGGCUGCCGUCAUCCUCCCGACGACGUGGCUCAAGAACCUGAGCAUGCUUGCCUACGUCUCGGCGGUUGGGCUCGUCUCGUCGGUGGCGCUGACGGUGUCGCUGGUCUGGGCCGGCGUGGCCGACAAGGGCUUCCAUAUGGCGGGCAGUAGUAUCUUGAAUCUCAGCGGGUUGCCCACCGCCCUCAGCCUCUACUUCGUCUGCUUCGCUGGCCAUGGCGUCUUUCCGACCGUGUACUCCUCAAUGAGGGCCAGGAAGGAUUUUCCUAAGGUUUUGCUGAUCUCUUCGGUGUUGUGCAGUCUCAACUACGCAGUGACAGCAGUGUUGGGAUAUAAGAUCUACGGUGAGGAUGUGCAGGCGCAGGUGACACUAAACUUACCCACGGGAAAGCUGUACACCAGGAUUGCCAUCCUAACGACCCUGAUCACCCCACUGGCGAAGUACGCGCUCGUGAUCCAGCCCGUCACGACCGCGAUAGAGGAGAAGCUGUCGACAGCGGCGGCGGCGGUAGCGGCUGAUGCCGAAAACAAUAGGCUAACCAGGGUGCUCACCAGCACAACCGUCGUCUUCAGCACGGUGGUGCUGGCAUGCACGGUGCCCUUCUUCGGCUACCUCAUGUCGUUCAUCGGGUCCUCAUUGAACGUCACUGUCGCCGUCCUGUUCCCGUGUCUGAGCUACCUCAAGAUCUACAUGCCUCGAGGAGGAGUUGGCCGCUUCGAGGUGGCGGCGAUCGUUGGGAUACUGGUCAUCGGAGUGUGUGUCGCCGUCAUUGGCACCUACACCUCCCUUCACCAGAUUAUAGGCACAUUUUGAUUGUACAUUUGUGGGUAUGGUGGUAGGUUUAGGUAGUAAUUAAAUAGGUUUCAAAUUCUUUUUUUUAUUUAUUUUCUUAAAAAAACAACAUAUAUGUUAUACUGAGUGUUAAGAAUCAACUGAGCGGCUAUAUAUUGCA
Oryza sativa Japonica Group (Japanese rice) is the source of this 2280-nucleotide messenger RNA. The record is from RefSeq and is a predicted model, not a curated record. Lineage: Eukaryota; Viridiplantae; Streptophyta; Magnoliopsida; Poales; Poaceae.